GAAUCCAAGCAAAAACAAUAUUUCGAGCAAAGGAAACAACAUCACCAGCACCACACAACUGGCUUUGAGAGCUAUGCUGAUGGAAGACGCUCAUACACAGAAAAUAACAGAUCGCUUGAUAUACUUAGCCUGGCAAAUGUAUCAGCUGCAGAUCAAGAACUCGCAGCCAGUCGCGUCAAUG
Messenger RNA from Striga hermonthica, 181 nucleotides. The record is from the annotation of a GenBank genome assembly. NCBI's taxonomy places the organism in Eukaryota, Viridiplantae, Streptophyta, Magnoliopsida, Lamiales, Orobanchaceae.